Molecule: messenger RNA, 1794 nt
Organism: Fusarium redolens
Lineage: Eukaryota; Fungi; Ascomycota; Sordariomycetes; Hypocreales; Nectriaceae
Exons: 2
Coding region: 1-1794 (597 amino acids)
Source: RefSeq, a predicted model, not a curated record
AUGCAGGACGCAGUCCGCCCUAACAAGCAAUGCGCUCACCGCGCGUUCGCCAAAGGAUAUCAGACAUGGUCUGCACUCCAUAGAACAUCCUCUGAUGAGACGGACUUGUGGAGAGAUUGCCUUAAGCGCUUGCGAACCGCCUUCCCCGAUCAUCCCCGGCUUCCCCAAAACGUCAAGACCGAUAAAAACUUCAGAAACGUCGCCUUGGUUAAGGCCACUACGACAUGGCUUGCAUCCAAUGAAGUUGAUCAUUUGCCGCCCUUCAAAGUUGAAUCUAUUUUCCACGUUGCUUGGGAUAAGCCAACCAGGGUGAUUCUAACGGCAGAUGGCCGACAUUCAAGGGCAACUCUGCCUGAUAUCUUUGGAAAGCAUAGUCACCACAUAUCGGUUCUGUUACAGGCUUGGGCCUAUAUUCUUUCCGCCAGAUGGGCUGAGCUCGCCCAUCUAUCCAGACAUGACAUUCCUUUGUCAAAUGGAAACACCAGCAGAUCACCGCCCGAACACAACAGCAAGUCUCCAGUGACCAUAAAUCUCGAAGCAGUCAGCAAAGGUGCUGUUCAGUGGUGGACUGCCUUACUGUCUGUCGAAAGAGGCUGGAGUGCGACAAUGUCCAACAAGGAGGGCAGAUGUCUUCAUUCACCAUGGUCCAUAUCUCUUGAGUCAGAAAUUCCCAUCCUUAUCUCGGCAGAGGGAAAGUCUACAACCUCAGCAUCCGCAGAUGUAUCAACUGCCUUAUCAGCAGCAUGUAGCUAUCUGGCCGAAUAUUGUAGCGUCCAUCGUAUCGAUGAUGAUGUCUAUCUAGCAUCCUUGGCAGGAGCCUUGAUGAUCCCUGCCUCCAAAUAUGACGGCCGAUCGAUCGCCCUACCAAUUCCAGAAACCCAUUUGGGUGAGAAAACGGAAGAGGAUGGACGCCUAUACCAAACAUCUUCAACUGUCACGGGCAUAAACAAAGUUCAAUUGGAUAGAUUAUUGACACUCAGCUGCAAUGCCAAAGGAACCAAAGCACUUCUUACCAGUGUGUUUUGCGAGGUUGAAGUGUCAAGCAACCUAUGUGGAAUGUGGCUGCAGGGUUCAUUUGCGGUUCUUGAUACGAUCAAAAACCCCCAUUCCCUUUUGCGAAUUAUGAUCAGAAGAGACCCUGAUAUUGGGUUCUUAUGGCUUGGUUCGUUUAUCACAGGUGGUUACGAUAAAGCACUUCGAGAAGGCCGCGCUGGUUGGUGGAAUAUCGAUCUUGGAGAAGCUGCGUGGACAGGGACAAUCAUGUCCUUUAUUCAGAUGCCAGUCCCUCACUUCGCUCCUGACACCCGGUCAAUCUCACGUGCCGAUGAAUUCAGAUUACUCUAUCUUUGUCAUGACCUUAAUUAUACCAUUCCGCCGCUGUUUCCCUUCCCACCAUUCGGCUCGACUGCCAUAGAGGAUACAAAUAUCGAUGUUCACGAACAUAUAUUCUGUGGCCAGGACCACAGUCUCAGGUUUUCGCAUCUUACUUGGCACUGCAGCGACGGUACUAAGGUUCAGCAGGGUCCUAAGGUUCCGACUAUGGCAACGAGGCUGAAGAAUGGAGGGCUUCUGGGUUCUGUCUCGGAAUUGGAGGUGGACUACGAGGAGUAUGAUUCAGAGGACGAGAAUUCUGAAAUGGCGACUCGAAAUAGAGCAAUUCGAGAACACGAGUGGAUUGAUAACUUGGACUCUGAAGAUGAUGAACCCAUUGAAGGAGAUGUGCAUUCUACCUUUGGUGGACAUCUUCAUGGAUGGCUUUUGAAAACAUCUACCCAUAGGUCUAAUUCAAUUUAA